UUUUUUUUAUCAGCCACAUUUACAAAUAUCAACUAAAUACAAUAAGCUUUUUUUUACAAAGUUUUUGUUAGAAUCCUUAUUUUUAUUAACUGAAAACCACAUGUGCCGUAAAAGGAAUUCGAAAUGCAUUGUGCAUAUGUAAAAAUACCAGUGAGAAAUUAAUUAAACAAGUGAAAAUUUUAACAAAAUUAUCGCCACCCCAAUUGAGGUUAGAAUGCUAUAACCCACUUUUAAAAGAAAAUUAUAUAGCUUAUAAUAAAAUCAAUCAAGUGUAUAAGUACUCAGUUAAUAUUUUAAUAGUAAACAAAAGGUGGUAACUCCGGCCAUUUAAAUGGUGCUCACUGGUGCCAUGGAGAGACGAAUCAAAUUGAAAACUUUGAAUAGCCACAUAACGUGCAAAAUAUGUCGUGGCUAUUUAAUAGACGCAACAACUGUGACCGAGUGCCUACACACUUUUUGCAAGAGUUGUUUAGUCAAACAUUUGGAAGAGAAGCACACUUGUCCAACAUGCCAAAUAGUUAUUCAUCAAUCGCAUCCUUUGCAAUAUAUCAGUUUCGACAGAACCAUGCAAGAUAUUGUUUAUAAACUUGUUCCCGAUCUUCAAGAAAAUGAGAUUAAAAGGGAAAGAGAAUUCUACAGAGCACGUGGAUUGUCCUGUCCCAAGGACAUUUUACCAAAUGCUGGUGAAAUGGAAGAGGAAAAAUCUUCUGCCGAUACACACGCGGAAUCUGAUUAUCAUCGAGCGGAUGAACAAGUCAAUGUUUGUUUGGAGUGCAUGAAUGCAAGCUUAAAGACAUUAAGACGAAGAUUUAUCAGAUGUUCCGCACAAGCUACCAUAACUCAUCUAAAGAAAUUUAUAGCGAAAAAAGUUCUAAAUGGAAUUGAAAAAUAUCGAGAUAUUGAUAUUUUGUGCAAUGAUGAGCUGUUAGGGAAGGAUCAUACGUUAAAGUUUGUAUAUGUAACGAGAUGGAGGUUCCGGGAUCCACCAUUAAGGUUACAAUAUCGACCACGCAUAGAUAUUUAAAGAAACUCAUUUAAUUACGGGCCAAGUGAUGGGAAGAAUUUUCUGUCGCAUUUUAUCUCGUUUUUUUUUUAAAUUCCAUUUGUCCGAUAUUUCUUAGUACUUAUACAUACAUAUAUUCAACAUGCAUUGAAUAUUUAAGCAAACAUUUAUGAUCGUGCGCAGAUUUAAGAAUGUUCAAUUUUUUUUUCGGGUACCAAAGGUGAAUUAAUUUUAGUAGAUUUUACACAUUUCAUGUGUCCUCCAUUUUUUGAUUAAUUUUAUCUAAUUUAAUUAAUAAUUUCUAUUCGAAUGCCCGCUUUUACAUCAAGCCAAGAACUUCUUGCAUCAAGCAAACGUUAAUAUUUAACAUUUUUUUCCAUUUUGUGGAAAAAUUUUUAAAACCCAGUUUUUUUUUUUUUUUAUCUAAUUUAAAUUUCUCACAUACUUGACAACUUUGAAAUAACAAUGGAUUCUAAAUGAAAAUUUAUUAUUACUGAAAAGUUACGGAAAAAUCUUCAUUUUUCACAAAAACAGACAGAAAAAAUAAUGUUUCUUUUGAAGUAUUUUUUAAUCUAAUUUUAUUCAUUUUUUUGUCAUUUCUUUGAAGUUAAUAUAAAUUUUCAAAUAUUUUAUAAAUUUUAAUAAUCUAAAGUUAAUUUAUCAUUCUAUGAACAUUUAAAUUAAUUUAAAUUUUCAUAAUUUGUUAACAUUUUAAAAAUAAGUGUCAAUAACAAAAUUUAAUAUAGCCAUUUUUAUCCGUUUUUGUGAAAUAAUGUUUUUUUUUUUAUUCAGAAUCUAUCGAUAAUUUCUUAGCUAUUCUCGUUUUUUUUUUCAAAAGAGUUACAGAAAAAAAUAAUCUUUACAAAGAAUGGAAAAUUCAUUUUUUUUAUCGAUUAUUAUUCAAAUUUUUCUCAAAUGCCAAUUACUGAAAAAUACACGUCUGAUAUGUUGAGAUAAAUUAAAACGAAAAUGUAAUCACUGCAAAAGCAAGCUCCAAAGAGCCGUUAGCUGAUCUGUUUGAAUUUUUUUUUAAUAACGUUUAUCAUCGUGAUAAGAUUAAUUUUGUAAAAAUUAUUUUUUAAUCAAAUCUCUAUGACUUUCUCAGUUCUUAGUAACAGAAGAAUAUUGAUUUUAAUCAUUAUGACAGGAUAAUAUUGAUUUUAAUUAUAGUGACAUUUUUUUUUUAAUCGGCUCUAGUUUUUAACUGAUUGAAAAAAAUGGCUAUAUAAUUAGCAUUGAUAGUUGACAUCUUAAUAUAUAUAUAUAUAUUAUAUUUAUACUCGAGUGAUUAAACCACUCUCGUCUCAAUCUGAUUUUUUGAAGACUGAGAUUGUCAAGUAAAAAUCUUGACAGUUUUAUCCUCAUAUAUUGAACACAAUUAAGUCGUUUUGCUAAUUGAGUUUCAAAGGAGGACAAAUUUAUACAUAUACAUUUAUCUUUUAAGUUUUACAAUUACAUGAGAAGUACCGCUUUUAAAGAAAUUUUUAAAUAUAUAACAUUUUUUAUUGUCAAGAUUUCUUAUUGAAAUUUUUAUAUAAAUUCGUAUUUAGUAAAUUUUUUUUUUGUUUUUAAUCAAAAAAAAUUUUAUUGAGAUUUUUAUGGAAAUUCAUGUUCUGAAUGUCAAUUACCAAUAUUUGUAAAAAAAAAAAAAAAAAAAAAAGAAUUGAGGAAAAUGAUGGUUCAUUUUCUUUUAGAAAAUAAUUUUACUUGAUUCACGUCAAUAUUAUAUUAUAUUUAAAAAUAAUUUUUUAUUUUACAGAACUAUUGAAUAAAUUUUCAAUUUUCAAGAAGUAUUGCAAAUACUUUUUAAUUUUUGAUCAAAUUUAAAAAAGUUUUAUUGAAACUGUGACAUGAUUUUUACUUAAAGACAACGUUUUUUUUACUGCGAAAAAUAGAAUUAAAACAAAAGUUGUAGUUUUAAUUUAAUGCAAUAAUUUAAUUUUAGUGAACAAAGUGACUUAGCACUGGCAUUAAGUAUUUUCAACAACUAAAAAAAAAAAAUAUUUGUAACUUUGGAAUAAUUUUUAUCGACUUUUGCGUAUAAUUAUAUAUAUUAUUUAUAAAGUGUAAAUAAUUCUAAUUUUCAAGUGCAAAAAGGAAUCUUCCCUUUCUUCCAUUAAUUACUUAUAGCGUCGACCCGUACGUGUAAUAUUUACAAUUCAGAUAAUUCUAACGAAACCAACAACUUUCAUGCUUAUAAAAAAUGGACGAUCGAACUUUUAUUUAAAAAUUAAUGAUGUUGUAUAAAAAAUAUUUUUGAAGAAAAAACUUUUUAAUCCCAUGUGACUAUUUAAAAAAAAUAUAUAUAUAUAUGUAUAAGUUAAGCAUGAACGUUAUUGGUUGAAAAAAAUUUUUACAUUUAUAUGUUUAAGAGUCGUAAGACUAGUGGGACUUCAAAGUAAAUUUUACUUUUUUGUUAAUUAAACGUUUUUUACAAUUAAAUAAUAAAAAAAAUUAAAUAAUUUUAAAUUAAAAAGAAUAAAAUUUUACAAUUCUUUAAACAAAUUUAGUAAUUUCUCAAAUAAAAAAUUAAUUAUUGUCGGUAAAAGUUGUCAAUAAUAUGUAUUAAUAAAUUAAUAAUUUAAAUUAUAAAUGUUGAUUGUGUGUAAAAAAAAAAAUUGAGUGUAUUUAGUUGUAAUUUUUCAAAUAUUUUGUGGCUGAAUUAAUAUUAAUACUUUGAAGACCCAUAAUUUGGUAACUUAGACUUGAUAUUUUGCUCAACAAUGAUUUUGCGAUGUAAAAAAGAUAUUUGUAAAACUAGAUUUGAGAAAAAAAGACAGUCUAUUAAUAUUAAGUGUAAAAUGAAAUUUUGAGCAAAAUUCAAGACAAAGUAUAUCGCUUGUAGUAAACAAAAUAUGGAAAUGUUGAAAAAAAAAUUAAAGUGUGAUUGUAUAUAACAUUAGAGAAAUCGAAAAAAUUUUCAAGUAGCAGCAUAUGAAAAAAAGCUUGUAUUAUGUACACUGUGUGUAACGCUCUAAAUUAUUUAAUAAAUAUGUUUUGUACAGUAAUA
Molecule: messenger RNA, 4013 nt
Organism: Leptopilina boulardi
Lineage: Eukaryota; Metazoa; Arthropoda; Insecta; Hymenoptera; Figitidae
Gene: l(3)73Ah
Product: polycomb group RING finger protein 3
Exons: 5
Coding region: 332-1024 (230 amino acids)
Biological process (GO): regulation of transcription by RNA polymerase II
Cellular component (GO): PRC1 complex
Source: RefSeq, a predicted model, not a curated record